Phaedon cochleariae (mustard beetle) is the source of this 1200-nucleotide messenger RNA. Lineage: Eukaryota; Metazoa; Arthropoda; Insecta; Coleoptera; Chrysomelidae. The record is from the annotation of a GenBank genome assembly.
GAAUUAAAAAUUAACCAUAAAUUAACCAUAAAAUAUUAAGUGUCAGUAGUGUCACUCCCAGUCCCAAGUCCCAACAUUGAUAUAAAAUUAAAAUUUCUAGCGUUUUAUCCAAAUAUUAGCCACUAAAAUGAAUAGACUAUUCGGAAAAGGAAAGCCUAAAGAACCUGGACCAAGCAUUUCUGAUGCUAUAGCUGGAGUAGAUCAGCGAGCUGAAGGUGUAGAAAAGAAGAUCGCAACUCUAGAAAAUGAUUUACGAAGAUUUCGAGACCAAAUGUCCAAGAUGAGAGAAGGUCCAGGAAAAAAUGCAGUGAAAGCAAAAGCAAUCAGAAUACUAAAACAGAAAAAAAUGUAUGAGAACCAACUAGACAACUUGAGGGGCCAAUCAUUCAAUAUGGAACAAGCUAACAUGGCUCAUCAGACUCUGAAAGACACACAGAUAACUGUGGUUGCCAUGAAAGAUGGUGUAAAGCAAAUGAAAACAGAGUUCAAGAAGAUAAACUUGGAAGAUAUUGAUGACAUACAGGAUGAAUUGGCAGACAUGUUGGAACAAGCAGAUGAGGUUCAACAGGCUCUUGGAUCAACUUACAAUACCCCAGAUCUUGAUGAAGAUGACUUGGCUGCUGAAUUAGAUGCUCUAGGUGAAGAAAUAGGCCUUGAUGAUGAUCAGAGCUACUUGGAUGAUGUACUCAAAGCUCCUGAAGCACCUAGUACUAAACCAGAAGCUGGCCAAGAAAGAGUAAACAAGGAUGGAGUGCCACUGGAUGAGUUUGGAUUACCACAAUUAAACAAAUAACAAGGCAUUAAAUUUUGCAACAUCAUUCAAGCUUUUUUUGCCUCAGUUUCAGUCAUAAUAUUCUCAUCUGGUACAGUAAAAAGAAUAAAAAGGUUGUUAUUUGCAUAUCUUUAAGCAUGCUAAGUCUAAAUGAUAUGAAGAUUUUUUCUGUUAUUCAAAAAUUAUUAUUAAUGUAUUAUGGUUUGAAUUUGAAUAUUCACCUACUGGUAACCCUAAUGAGAUAUAUAUUUCUGGCACCUCUCAAGCUUUGUUGUCUUUUAUGUUACCCUCUUAGUAUGAGAGUUUAUAUAAUAUGGUAUUCUAUUUAUAUAUUUUUUUUUAAUAAUCUAAGAAAAAUCAUUGAACUAAAAACUAAAUGUAUCUCCAAUUUAGUUCAUCAUUUUAAUUAAAAAGGUAUUGAAAACAUC